Messenger RNA from Balearica regulorum gibbericeps (East African grey crowned-crane), 1296 nucleotides. Lineage: Eukaryota; Metazoa; Chordata; Aves; Gruiformes; Gruidae. The record is from RefSeq and is a predicted model, not a curated record.
GUGACAGUGUUGGUGGAGUUCCUCAUAAACAACUGCUCAGAAAUAUUUGGGGAGAACAUUGCCUUGUCUGUCUGUGCCUCAGCUGAGGAGUCACCGGAGCACAUAGACAGCUCCACAGAACACCUAUGUGCUGCUCAUCAGACUGACUCUGCCUAUGACAGCCCAGAUCCUGAAGCUGAAGGCAGCCCCUGUACCACUCAGAUGGAGCAGCCCAAAGGGAGGAGCACUAGUGUGAGCAGAGGAUAUCCAACACACAUCUCUGCCCCUUCACUGACUAAUUUUGGAAAUGACGUCCACACAAUGGACAGGAGGUACUCAGAGCCAGACCUGUCCUUCCAGAACCACCUUGAAGUCGGGAUAAGUAAACAGAAGCUAAACAAAAGUGAGGACAAUUUUCCAGUCCAGCAGAAACAGCUAGGUUUGGAGGCACUGGAGAAACAGCUUGCAACCUUACCUUCACAAUUAUCAUCUGACUCUCUACCCAAAACAUCUUCCAGUUGCUCCCUGGAGAGCUCUGAUGGCUCAGUCUUCACCAGCUCCCCAGUAGUUUCGCCCACUAGUCCCAAAAAAACCUUUUUAAAUAGGCCCCAGUCCUUUUCCACCAAGGCUACUGAAGACUGCAUUAUGCCUAGCAGAGACAUCAAAAAGCAUUCCAUGUCAUUCUCUUUUGCAAACCGUAGGAAAACACUAAUAAAAACCCAGAGUUGGGGGCCUGGAAAAAACAUGGGUUUUCAGAGAGACAGUUUCAUAAAGAAAGAAGAUCAGUUCUCUGGCAGAGUUGUCCAGGAGAAUAGCCAUGAUGAUGACAAGCCAUUGCCUGUGGCAAACCAGCAAAGGUCCCGUUUCAGGUCAGCUGAUGAAGUGUUCAGAGAGGUAGACCAGAGGAAUCCUGGAAGACCACCAUCUUACGAAGAGGCUACUAAAAACUGCCUGGUCACUGAAGUUCCCUCCCACAAUCUCACGGUUCAAACUAUGAGAUUAAAGGUGUCAAACCAGGACGCUUUGCUGCCUCAUCCAUGCAGCAGCUGCACACAGGACACAGCAUAUAUGGCUCUAAGGGAUCUACCCAGUGGCAGAGUUUCUGCAGCAAAGGAUUCUGAUGUGGAAACUGAAACCCUCAGCGUCACUGUGGGAAUAAACUCCCGUGUGAGUUUACCCGUGACCCCGGGAGUCUACCGAUUGAGAGCCAUGUCUGAAUCCUGUCAAAAGAACAAACUUGAGUAUGUGGCUCGGAGGUGCAGCCAGCCAGUUUUUGAGGUAGACCAGAUCCAGUAUGCCAAGGAAUCCUACGUUUAA